This is a messenger RNA of Styela clava, 1674 nucleotides long. RefSeq names its product 43 kDa receptor-associated protein of the synapse-like. Gene Ontology annotation, molecular function: acetylcholine receptor binding; protein-membrane adaptor activity. Gene Ontology annotation, biological process: synaptic transmission, cholinergic; positive regulation of neuromuscular synaptic transmission. NCBI's taxonomy places the organism in Eukaryota, Metazoa, Chordata, Ascidiacea, Stolidobranchia, Styelidae. The record is from RefSeq and is a predicted model, not a curated record. Gene Ontology annotation, cellular component: neuromuscular junction; plasma membrane.
CAAAAAUAAAAAUAGAUCCCAAUAUAGAUAUGGGGCAGAAUAACGGUCAUCAGAGUCGAAGUCCGAAUGAUGCAAAAUUAGAAAAACAGUACAAAGAAGAAUUGAAAAAUCUGAUCGAUGAUGGAGAUGGGACAGCAGCAAAACAUUGGCUGAAAGACAUUUGCAGAAAAGUUCGCAAUCCAAAAGAAAGAUGGAACGUGCUUGGAUAUGCAAUCAGAACUGUAGAAGGAUGGGGAAGAUACAGAAUAAUGUUGGAAAUAUCGGUCAAACAAAUCGAAAUAGCUCAAGCUAUUAAAACAAAAUGUAUUCAGUCGGACUUUAUGGGUGGAGAAUCACUCGUAAGCAUCAAUACUACUCUUGCUGAUUCGUAUUUGAAUUUAGCAAGGGCCAAUUUAUGGCUUUCAGAAUUUUCAAAAAGCGUCGAUUAUUGCUUGAAAAGUCUGACAUUCAUUGCCAAAUGUAGAGGAGCCAACAGCGAAGUAACGUUACGAAUAACAGGAGAAAUCCAUCUAUGCAGAGGAAGUGCACAACUUCGUUUAGGAAACCACAGAAAAGCUUUAGAAGAUCUAGAAAGAUCUUUGAGUUUGGCAAGUUCUCAACAAAACACCGAUUUGGAAUGCAUGUCUUGUUGUGCUCUUGGGCGUUUUUAUGUCAACCUGAAAGAUUAUGAAAAGGCCACAUUUUUUCCUCUGAAGGCGGCAGAAAUUUUGGAUGAAAAAGACAGCCCACGAAACAGAACGUUCAUUCAACUACAUUUGGGAGAAGCUUACAGGAAAGUCGGAAAAUUAGAAGAAGCGAUGUCCUGUAGUGAGGAAGCUCUGAAGUUUGCAAUUGAAAGCGGUGACAGAGGUUCGCAAGCUUAUUGUUUGUUGUGUUUUGCUGACAUCCAUCGAACAAGGAAAGAUCCAGAACGCGCAUUACCUAGGUAUGAAUCCGCUGGCUCAAUGAUGCGAGAAAUUGGUGAUCGUUAUGGUGAAGUGAAGGUUCUGGUUGGCAAAGCCAAAGUGCAUAUAAAGACUAAAAAUUAUGGAACAGCGAUCCAACUAUAUGACGAUGCUCUUAAACUAUCACAAGAAAUUAAGGCAAACAUGGAAAGCAUGAGCAUUUACGGAGAGCUGGCAGUGGCGCAACAACGUCUGAACAAUUUACAAGAAGCACGUGACUGCACAAUAAAAUACCAUAAGUUACUCGAAGAAAUGGAAUUAUAUUGCGGAGCUUGUGAUAAGCCGAUUGCAGAAAAACACGAACAAUUGGAAGCGUUGCCAUGUUCACACAUUUUUCACCUAAAAUGUGUUUCAGAAAUGGGUCUUGUCAACACGAGAGCUUGCCCUAACUGCAGAAAGAACAUGACAAAGCCUAAUUUCAAUAAAUGACAAAAAUUUUGAUUUGAAGAAAAAACUAAGGAGCAGAAUGACAUGAUGAAUUGUCGUGUUGGGUAGAACGAUGACUUGCUGUGACUGAAGAAAAAUAGCAGAGAUUGCGUAGUGGUGUGAUAAAACUUUUGUUUCUUUGCUACUCGGAUAAAGUGAUUUUUCUUUUGAUCUCAAAAUAGUUGGUGUGUAAGUUGUGGCAAACUGUACUGCAUGGUAUGUGGAAGUUUUUACAGGUUGAAUACUCGUGUUCCGUGAUACUGAAAAAUUGAUUUUUUAAUGUUUAUUUAUUUUUGUUAUUGUG